This is a messenger RNA of Acanthochromis polyacanthus (spiny chromis), 3348 nucleotides long. RefSeq names its product golgin, rab6-interacting (gene gorab). The record is from RefSeq and is a predicted model, not a curated record. The coding region runs from base 175 to 1248 and encodes 357 amino acids. Gene Ontology annotation, biological process: non-motile cilium assembly. Lineage: Eukaryota; Metazoa; Chordata; Actinopteri; Pomacentridae. The transcript has 5 exons.
CUUGACGUGGCAGUAAUAAACAAAGAUGGCGGUGUGUAGUUUUAUUUCUUCCUAGACUUUGACUGUAAAUUUGAGACGUUACAAUGAAUGUCUUCCUGCAAUAACCAGAACAUUUACUUUAUACAUCAUUUUUUUUCAGUCCCGUUUUGGUCACUUUAGUUAUUACGUUGUAAAAUGAGCAGCUGGGCAGGUUUUUCUGAUGAGGAGCUACGGAGGAUGCACCAAAAGGACCCUGCGGUACCUGCUGGGGCUACUCGCGGUCGAAAACCAGUUUCAGCAAACCGGAGUCGGCAGCAGUUACAGCGAGAGAAGGCGCUGCAGCUAGCUGCUCAGAAAAGCGCUGGAGCAGGAUCCCCGGUCCUUCCACCAGAGCAGCAACUCACCAAGCCGCCGCAGAAGGAAGAGCCUGAGCCAACGACCGAGUCAGCAGCUACGACUGACGAGGGGAAAGUGCAGCAGAAACCCGCUGAGACAAAACCAGACGAAAAUCAUGAGCCAGUUGCAGAUGAGGGUCACCCGCCUGUCCAAGAGCUGGAGAAACAAGCGGUGGAACUACGGGAAAAGACGCGCCUCGAGCAACUGCAGCAAGAGCGCAAAUUAAUCGAAGAGAAUAAUAAACGUAAGAAGGCUCUACUGACAAAGACUAUCGCGGAGAAAUCCAGACAGACUCAGGCAGAGGCUGUGAAGCUGAAAAGAAUCCAGAAAGAGCUGCAGGCCCUUGAUGACAUGGUGUCUAAUGAUAUUGGCAUCCUUAGAGGAAAGAUAGAGCAAGCCAGCUGGGACUAUACUGCUGCAAGAAAGCGUUAUGAGAAGGCGGAGGCUGAGUAUGUGAUGGCCAAGCUGGACCUGCACAAGAAAACGGAGGUGAAAGAGCAGUUGACAGAGCACCUCUGUGCUAUCAUCCAGCAGAACGAGCUGCGCAAAGCCCUGAAGCUGGAGGAACUGAUGCAACAGCUGCAGCUUCAGGCCACUGAGGAGGAGUUGGAGAAGCAGAAGGAAAAAGAAGAGAAGAGAGGAAACUGUAUGGAGACACAGAGAGAGGAGAAAGAAGAAAACGGUUCAGUGAAGAAUCAGGAGGAAAUGGUGCUAUCAACCGGAGACUGCAAACCCUCAGCUGAAGAGAUUGUAAAGAGAGAGAACAGAGGUGCCAUCCAGCAAGACUGCAAACCUAUGAUCGAACCAUCAACAACUGAACAAGCCUGUAUAACACCAGAAAACUGUCUACAAAGCGAAAUCGUAGCCUCCUGAUCAGCAGAGAGGAGAGACUCUCAUAUGAGGACAUUAUCUUAUAUUAAACUCUAAUACUAAUGUUUUCCCACUCGUACUGUCAGAUUGAUGAAAUGUGUUUCUGGGGGAGACUGUUUAUUUAAUGCAACGUAAUACUAUUUUGGUCACGGUGAAAAAAGUCCGCAUAGCCCUGUCCUCAAAAAAUAUGUUCUCAUACUACUAAAUGUUUUUGCCUAAGAGGAAGCAUAGUUGCUAUCUGGAUUGUAUUUAUUUAAGUUGUCCAUAGAAACACUAACAGGUAGUCAGGUUGAAUGGGGCAAACAAACCCAGGUGUUGUAUCCCACGUGUUAACGUUAAAAAACUGGAGCUCAGAAAUUUAAAUUGUUUUGAUCAACUCACAGUCUCGUGGAAAAUUUCAAAAUCGAAUUGAUUGUAUUCAUAAACUCAAGAUUAAAUAUGAUUCAAAAAUAUUUUAUUCAGUAAAACCUCAGAGCUUACCUAGUAACAAGAGCUGUAUGUGCAAGAUCAUUAACAAAGCACCACUAGCAAGACUGUUUAUUAAUUAAUAAUAAUAAGCAGGUCCUGUAGAUGCCAAUUUUACAAAUAAUGGUCUGGCUUUAUAAAACCAUUUACAUCUUUCUGGUUGUAAUUUGACCUUGUCUACAGCAACAUUUGUUUAUUUGUGUUUGUUUGGUGAAGCUCAAAUUGUGCAUCUCAAUUGCCUGAUAAAGCAUUUUAAAUCGGCAAUCAAUUACAGACGUAACUUUAGCCUAUAGCAAUACUUUUAUUAUGGUUUGACUAAUGUGAUGGUUUAAGUAAUAGCAUGCCACUUUGGAUCAUUUCAUUUUUGACCACAUGACAACCUACACCUAAUCUUGGUCAAGGUCCUGCACUUCCCUAAAUAUAGCCUUACAUUAAUGCCUUUCAUGAGCAGCUAUGAAAAGCAAGGAAAGGAAGUGUGUUGGCAGUGAAGAAUACUGACAUUAGCAACAUGGUCAGGUAGCAGAUGUGACAGACUCACGAUAUUUUAUUUUCCUUGUUUGUGUCGUUGAAAUUUUGUUUCUGAUGUUAGUUCAUUUAUUUAUCUGGAUGGCUGCACAUUUCUUCCAAAAUGCAGUCGCUAUAGCAAAGAAGUAGUAAGUUACAGUAGUUUUCUGCAGACAGGGUUGGUGUUUUGCACUGAUUGACAAAAGCUGCUCAGGAACAUCUGGCCAGAUUUGCAAUCUUCUGGAAGUUUUUGAUCAGAUAUUUUGGGAUUUAAAUCUAGGUUAUGUUCAUUUAAUUCAGGUGUUCUUGUGAGACUGCUUUAAUUUAGACAUGUUGCACGGAGAACUGCGGUGUCUUUUAAAACUGUAAAGUUAAGAUGUCAGAGGCAAAGGAUUGUUAUGAUAUUGGUAGAAACUUGUGUUUUGCCAGAAUUUCAAAUGACACCCAGCCCUUCAUCUGUACCUGCAGGAUCAAUCAGAAUCGUGUUCAGCGGCAGAGUAAAUCACAAAAGUAUCUUAUAGCCAUUACCCUCAGUUGGUCAUUUUUUAAUGUGUGCCUUCUAAAAAAGAACCGUCUUCCAAAGUUGUGGCUUUACAUCAUGUGAAUUAACUCACAGAGCAAAGGUUGAAUUCGAAAGAUGACUGUUGUGAAAGAUUGGUUCCGUUUGUUUCCUGGAAAAAGUCUCUGUUUCAUGCAGAUUUGCAAAGCAUGAAUCCAUUUCUGCUCUAAACGUAAACCUUCCUGACUUAUGCGAUGAACUUGUUGGGCUGCGCUGGGCUCGUGUUUCACAAAGCUAAUUCUCAUCGUGUAAGUGCAGCUGAGGAGUAGUGGCCCUCUGAACGGUAAUAUGAUAUGUUAAUGUAUGUACAGAUGCUUUCUGCUACAUGUUUGUGCAGAUUUCCAUGUUUUACUUUCUCUUGGUGCACAUGAAAAAACAUGUCAGAAAUAAUACACAACAAUGGCCUAAUGAAAAUGUAGAAACUCUGUACACCUGGCCAAAGUCUGAUUCAUUAGUUUGUAUAUUCUUAAGCACAAAAAGUGUAUUUAAAUGGGAUGAAUAUUUUAAAAAGCUUGUAUUUAGAUUUCCACUACAGGCUGAUACUUGGUCAAAAUAAAGAAGCAUAUUUUUUCAUA